Messenger RNA from Acipenser ruthenus (sterlet), 1821 nucleotides. RefSeq names its product tetraspanin-1-like. The transcript has 9 exons. The record is from RefSeq and is a predicted model, not a curated record. Gene Ontology annotation, cellular component: membrane. Bases 303 to 1055 code for a protein of 250 amino acids. Lineage: Eukaryota; Metazoa; Chordata; Actinopteri; Acipenseriformes; Acipenseridae.
UGCAGAAACCAGGACGGGUGCGCGCUCGAGCCUGCAACAGCGCCGCCGCGCGCGGCUCGACGCGAAAAGCCGUUUGAGACGAAGCCCGCCCUGCCGGUCACUGCGCAUGCGUGAAGCCUGGACCGCGGCUGGAAAUCUCAGAUUGUUUUAAAAUAUAAACAAAACGACUACAGCGACACCGUGCGGCUCGGUUCAUGCCACUACAGCCGCGUCGUUAAGUGUUCGAAUGGCUUCGAAUCGAACAAGGCUAAUUAGCGACUUUUUUUUACAAGAUUAACUGAACCUCCAGGGACUGCAUAAAAAUGACUGAACUUAGUAACUUGUAUGCAUGUUUCAAAUACUUGAUGAUGUUCUUCUCUGGAGUCAUUUUUAUUGCUGGCGGUGUGUUGUUAGGACUAGGCCUCUGGAUUAAAUAUGGAGCAGGCUCCUUUAUACAAGCUAUAGGGUCUUUCUCAACACAGUUUAUCAAUAUUGGGUACAUCUGUAUCGGUGUUGGAUCUGUGCUUGUAGUCAUUGGUCUUAUUGGGUGUUGUGGAGCAUGGAAAGAGAACCAAUGCCUUCUUCUGCUAUUCUUUUGCAUCGUUUCAAUUAUAUACAUUGCUGAGGUUGUUGGAGCUGUGCUCAUCUUCAUCUAUAAGGAUAUAGUGGAGUCUGUUGUGCGUAACACCAGCCGGGUGUCCUUAAUACAUGCCUAUGCUGGUCCUGUCGCAACAGACACAAUAUCCCAAGCAUGGAACCUCAUUAUGUUAAAGUAUCAUUGUUGUGGGUUUGAUAACUAUACAGAUUUCACUGGAUCCCAGUUCAGUAACUCCACAGGGCUGUCUUACCCCAAGACCUGCUGUGUGAACCUAAAAGAACCGGCAUGUGAUGGAAAAAAUACUGCAAAUACUAUCAUUCAUGAAAAGGGUUGUUUCCGAACGAUGAUUUCAGUGAUUCAGCAACAAAGCACGAUUAUUGGUUCAACGGCAGCUGGAAUUUGCGUACUAGAGGUGGGGACUAUGAUCGUGUCCGCGGUCUUGUUUGUAAGAAUUGGACAACCUAGAAAUGAGGACUAAUAGCAGAAGACAUUCCAGGAUGUCUUCUGAAUACUUGCACAGUUUCUUCACCUUUUCCAAAGCAGUUCUUACUGUUUAUUUAGUGAUAUGACCCCCAGUGAACAUUGUGCUGCUUAUGUAGUUUAAAACAAUAUAAAACCUUAUUUAAGCUUCAUAAACUUUUUUUAUUUUUAAAAAACAGACAUGGGUAGAUUCAAUCAAACUAACACAUAUAUAGGACAACUAACAAGUCUGAACAGUGCAAGUUACCUUCUUCAGUAUAUUUGUUCUGUAUCAUAUGAAACUUCAUAGGAGCCCUUGAUUUAAAAUGCAUUUACUUUGCCCUGCACUGAAAAAUGUAAUUGCCUUAAAACAGAUUAUUUUUCCCCUUUUGUAUUCUGUUUAUCGUUGUAGGUCUGUUUUUAAAUAAUACCAAUAAAUCUGGUGGUACCUCUUCAAAUUGCCAACUAAAGAAAUGAAAGAACCCCUCUCUUCUGCACAACAGAAUGGAUGUUAUUUAUUUGAGAUGUCAUUCAUGCAUUGAUUUCCUUUGCAUCUUUUUCAUACAGUAAUUUAUAGAUUCUGUUACAUGAGUGAAUACAAACAUGGUCAUUUUAGCCACCAAAUAUUCAAUAUUCAAAUAUUAGUCUCACCACUAAUUUAUAUUAAAAACAAAGGUUUCUAGCUUUUUAAACUGCAGCUUUAACUUUUUAAAUUGUAUGUAUCUGUGUAAGUCUUUGUAAUAUUUGUUAACAAAAUACUUAAUAAACGUUUGUUAUAUAUUGCA